GUGAACCCUGAUGAAACCGAGGAAGCUACUGCCUCUGACGAGGAGUCCAUAAUCGUGGAGGCUCCUAAAAGGCGUGGACGGCCCCCCUCAAGCGGUACAAAGGUGGGUCUCUCAAGGACGUCGCCCAAAAGUGUUGGCAAGGUGAACCUACCUUGUGAGCGGACUCUAUUCCAAUGACUACAAAAACGAGCGCACAAGUCCCACGAACAGGCUCAGUAGGACUGUUUUAAACAAGAACGCCGCCACGAUAUCGAAGAGGCGCAGGAAGGAGACUGCAAUGCCCUUUCCUAUCUACCAUGGGGUCACGGUUUUGACCGAGCAUCGGAACUUCCGCCUUACCUACGACGUUUUCACGAAGGGCAUGGACCUUCGAGAGAAAAAGCAGAGCGUCAAGAAGCCACCAGCUUACUCGCACAUCAGCUCCAACAAAUAUCCCUUGCGAGCCAAGCUGGCUGGCGAGAAGCACGUGUGCGACUGCAAGAUUGGUCAAACGUGCGAUGAGACUUGUUUGAACCGUCAUCUACUUUAUCUCUGUGAUCCGAAGCUUUGUCCCUGCGGCGACAAGUGCACCAACAACUGGUUGAGCAAGCGACCAACCAAGAAGACAGAGGUCAGAUGGUUUGGACCGAGAGGGUUCGGCCUUGUGGCGUCAGAGCCUAUCGAGGAGGGCGAGUUCAUCGACGAGUACCGCGGCGAAGUCAUCGACCUUGCACAAAUUACCAAGAGGACCAACGAACUCUACCGAAAGCUGGGCAACUACUACUACCUCGACUAUGACACAGCCGCUGGAGAGGUCAUCGAUUCGGGCCUGCGGGGCAACAUCACGCGGUUUGCCAACCAUUCGUGUGAUCCCAAUUGCCAGGUAGAAAGGUGGCUCAUCUGCGGCGAGCACAAGCCUGCGAGUGCUGAGCACCAGAUCGGCCUAUUUGCCAAGCGAGACAUCGCAGCUGGCGAGGAGCUUACCUACUUUUACAAUUGGAAAACGUUCCGGCCCAAAAAUAUGGCCGCACCGACUACAGAAGAGCAAGAGGCGCCCAUCGCUUGCCUAUGCGGCUCGGCAAAUUGUUCGGGUACCCUCGGAGGCAAGAAGGUCCCUUUAGUUUCCACCGUCAAGGCGACAACAAAAGCUGGCAAGAAAAGGAGGAGAAGGCGCGCAAAAGCCAACAUCGCAGAGCCUCCUGGACGACUUCGAGCCGAGCCCGUGGAUGUCGUGGAUUCUAUCUCGGCGACGAAGCGCAAGAGUGGAGCGCGCAGCAAACGACAUGGUGCCACGACCGACAUUGAUUCCGAAGCUGAGACAGAGAUGGAUGAGCGGCCCAAUAAGCGUGUACGCAAAGCUGCUCCAGUUGUCGAGGUCAAGCGUCGCGGACCCGGUCGCCCAAGAAAAGUCCCUCUGGUCACCGACAUUGCGUCGCCGCCGCCGCCUCCUCGUCCGGCCGGUCGGGGUCGUCCUGCUCGCAGCUCAACAGGUGCGCCUCCGGAGCGUCCUUUUCGCAAUUUCUCCCCUGAUGCCGCGGAUUCAGAGGAAGACGCCAACGUCACUGAUGACAAUGACAUCUCGACCUCAAUGCCAGCAGCAGAUGGCACCCGAGAGAGUAAGACUAAAGGCAAAGACAGGGUACGAGACAUGGACCACCAACUCCGCCGGCCAAGCAAACUUGAGCGUGAAGCGAGCAAGACGCGCCUCCUUUCCUCGCAUGGGCGACCGUUAUCGAGACGUGGCGAAGCGUCGUCGUCGAAGUCCGCUGUCAUCCGUAUCAGUCCCGACUCGUCACCUUUAUCGUCGGCCAGAAGCAGCCUCGACUUCAAUUCGCCUUUGGCUAAGCACGAUGGCGUUAGUGCGACCCGAUACGACGACAGCAGUGCAUCGAUUAGCGAUGACGAGGCCGUGAUGGGUCUUUCAGUUAACGGCAAGAGUGCAGUAGCUGUCCCCGAUGGCGAAGGGAGAUUACUCGAGUACGAGAAAGUCCCAGAGUCUGACGACGGCACCAGAUCGGAUGCCUCUUCUGAUGCCGCCGAAGCACUCAUGACCCUUGAUGGCAAGCCAGAGCUCAAGAGAAAGCGGCCUGCCACCUUGCCCAUUCGAAAGCGGAAGCCGAGACCCAAGGCAAAGCAUGCGCAAGCGGUGCGUCAGCCAGCUGGUUUCGACGAGACCCGAUACCCACCCCAUACUGCCCUCUUUAGCAAGAACGGGAAUCCCUACAACUUUGACUGGAUCAACCGGAAGGGAAGGAUCGCGCAGCCGUACUCCAGAGAAGAGGUCGAGCAGCUUCAUACAGAUAAGAAGACCACCGCUGCAGCGAAAGCGCGGGAGCGUCGAGGCAGGAAUCUGCAACGCCGGCUGAUGGGUCAGAGUGCAACAUUGCCAGCGACUCCUACGAGGAUAGAUGAUGGUAAUGAUGGUAGCCGUGGCAGAACAGCAGAGGACGUCCCGCAUAGAGCGCAGGAGACAGCCUUCGAAGACGGUCGUGGCAAAGAAGACGAGGAUUCAGGCACAGGGAAGGAGCAUAUGGUGAAGCUCAGGGAGGCGCUGGAAAUGUCGCCCGCGUGGCUCGAGGAGUGUGGCAUGGGCAGAGACGAAGCGAAGAAGGCAAGGACGACAUUUCUGACAAGGGUCAGGCGACUGCAGCAGAGGGGCUAUGGGCACGAUGAGGCGAUGAAGAGUGCCUUUCACAAAAACAAGCCCUCGCCCGGUUCCCCGCUCGCGAAGCUGUUUGAUAUCUGCAUUCACGAGGCUGAAAAGGAUUAAGUAGGGACUCUACAUCAUCUUCAGACAAGUCCAAGCAUUGUUUCCCGUCUUUCAAUCCCAUUAAAUUGUCGUCCUC
Molecule: messenger RNA, 2825 nt
Organism: Acaromyces ingoldii
Lineage: Eukaryota; Fungi; Basidiomycota; Exobasidiomycetes; Exobasidiales; Cryptobasidiaceae
Exons: 4
Coding region: 278-2749 (823 amino acids)
Biological process (GO): regulation of DNA-templated transcription
Cellular component (GO): chromatin; nucleus
Molecular function (GO): protein binding; histone H3K36 methyltransferase activity
Source: RefSeq, a predicted model, not a curated record